Molecule: messenger RNA, 1110 nt
Organism: Nicotiana tabacum (common tobacco)
Lineage: Eukaryota; Viridiplantae; Streptophyta; Magnoliopsida; Solanales; Solanaceae
Source: RefSeq, a predicted model, not a curated record
AGAAUUGUCAAUAACGACAAAUUACAAUGCCCAUAUCUAAGGGUGAAAGUUGCGAGACAAUAAGGAUGAGCAAGACAAAUGAGAUGGGGACAGCUGAAAGAUUGCACUUUUAUAAUAACUCAGCUUUCUUUUUUGCAGGAACAGAUUGUAUGCCAUACUUGUGGUUUGGAAUUCAAAGGGUGAUAGUUCUAAAUAAUGUCCAUUAUGUCGGAGCAAAAACGAUAGUAAGCUCAUACAGUUUGGCUCAGGAACAUGAAGGAUAUCAGCUCGUGCACAAACUGGAAGUAAACAUAUACUGGACAAGGGCAAUGGACAGGUGUGCUGCCAGAAAUUCGCAGCAAAUACACAAUAAGACUCACAGUACAACAAUCGAGUCAUUGGUACAAGAAAAUGGAAGACAAAUCUGUGCAUACACAGAUAAUGUUUGGGGCAGAACUGAGCAGGAAUGUUUUAAACCUGUGGACCAGUCAUGUCCAGAACUGUGGGAACAAUGGAAUGGCUCAAAUCUGGGAUUCGACCACUACUCAAAAUUACAGGACCAAUGCAGUAAAUCGUGUAGAACCAAUCGUACACAAAAAACAUGGUACAACAAUGUACAAGAGACAACACAAUGCUUGUAUGACAAUAAAAAUGGAUGCUCAUUUCACUCAAAUGACAAAUCUGGGCGGCUGCAUUCAUGUGAAGGAAGGAACAAAAGCAAAUGUUGGGACACUCAAAGAACAGACAAUAUUCAUGUUCGAAUCCUUAUGAAGGAGAACAUGAUAAAGCAGGGAGAUAUCACACGUACUGACCAUACUUUGCUUCAAACAAGCUCGUCAAGCCAGAUGGAGCAACAAUACCAAGUAUGUUGUAUUCGUCGGCGGCUACUGAGAUUACAAAGUAUAAUUUUCCAGAUUAUACAUCAUCACAUUAGGCGCGUUAUUAGUAUACAAAUUGUACUAUCAAUGAUGAGUAUUAUACUUAACAUUGGUAAUAGGAUUUAUGUGCAUCUUAUAUUUUACUUCUUUCAUCGUUCAAGAUCACCGGAAUUGUUGUAAUAGUUGUAAUUCUCUAUUUUUACUUUUAUAUAUAUAAAAUUAGCCCUAGGCACUUGCCUAGAGGAUUGCCAAA